AUGAAGUUCUUUAUUGCGUUCGCUGCUCUGACUGCCUUGGCAGUUGCAGUUCCUGUGCAAAAGCCCAUCAACCAUGAUGAGGCGUAUCUCCAAGCCAUCAUGGAUGCCAUCAACAGCCCUCACACUGACCCCGCCACCGCUGCUCUUCUUGAACAGCAACUGGAAAGUAUCUUGGGUGAACAGAAGCCUAUCAUUGACCCAAGCCCCGUUCUUGUGGAUGAGGCUGAAAACAUCAACAUCGGGCCCGCUCUUGUAGAUGAAAAUGAGCCAAUCUCAACUGACCCAGCUUUAAUCGAAGGAAAUGUCCCAGUUAGCGCUCCAAUGGUUCAAGUUAUUAUAAACGUCAAUGCUGCCUCCAAGCCAGCACUAAAACCUGAAGAAAUUGACAACAGCCCCGCCUUCGUCCCAGAAAGUCCCAUUAUUCCAGACCCAAUUAACAUUGGAGUCCCCAUCCUGCCUGACCUUGCCAUAAACCUCCCUGAAGAAUUACACUAA
This is a messenger RNA of Pieris macdunnoughi, 495 nucleotides long. The record is from the annotation of a GenBank genome assembly. Lineage: Eukaryota; Metazoa; Arthropoda; Insecta; Lepidoptera; Pieridae.